AUGGGUUCCAAGAAGGCUGCUAUGGCAUCAACCGCCGCUCUUCUCCUCUCCCUCAACCUCCUCUUUUCCACCAUGGUUACCUCCCAACAAGAACCACCGCCUCCCAUGGCAACUCCUCCUCCACCACCACCCUCUACUUGUACCAUCGACACCACCAAUUUAGUUGGUUGUGUGACCCAGCUAUUGAUGAACACCACUACAGUGCUUGGUGAGGCCUCCCCAAUCAGCGACGGCUGCUGCAACGGCGUCCGCAACCUCGUCCGCUCUGUUGGCGAAAGGGAGGCAGCUCUUUGCCUUCUCAUCGACAUUCAACCAUUUGUUGCACUCAACCUAACUUUACUUACAGCCGUUGUAGACAACACACUCAGCGUCUGCGGCAAUGCCCCUCUCUAG
Molecule: messenger RNA, 393 nt
Organism: Arachis stenosperma
Lineage: Eukaryota; Viridiplantae; Streptophyta; Magnoliopsida; Fabales; Fabaceae
Product: 14 kDa proline-rich protein DC2.15-like
Exons: 1
Coding region: 1-393 (130 amino acids)
Source: RefSeq, a predicted model, not a curated record